UGUGGUUUGGGUUCCGGCCUGCUAGCAGAGGAAAUGGUGCCACCUUUAAAGGGCCCCUCACAUUGCCUCCACCCUAACACCUCAAACGGUGUUUGGGACUCACAGGGCUGGUAUAUCUGGGGCAGCAACUCUGGGAGCCUCUGAGAGGAAGCCAGGCCCUGUUUCUUGAAAGAGGAGGAGUGACUGUGGAAAUAGAGGCCUGAGCAGGAGUGUGCACUCCGAAGCCCUCACCACGCGGAGGAAGCAGCUGCCUGGACCAGAGGGGCACAGGCAGCCUCCGGGGCAUCCCCGCCGCCACAGAUACCCAUCAGGUUCCCCUUGGCCUCAACUCCCAGACUCCUCGUGACAACCGAGGGGUAAGGGACAAAUGGGUGCAUUUCAUGGAUGAAGGAGCCAUGAGCACAGAGGACCCCAGCCUACACAGCUCCCCAACCUCCAAUCCCUUCUCCUUCCUCACAACUCCGGUCACUUCCGGGACCCCAGCAGAAGUAGCCAACCCCUACCCCUUCCCGGUGCUCAUCGCCCUGGCCUGCAUCUUCCUGCUGCUGGCCACGUGUCUGCUGUUCAUGACUCUCUGCAAGCCGGCCGCAUUGGACCCGACCCGCCGCAGGGCUCGCGAGUGCAUGCCCCACCAUCCCGGGAGUCCCAGUGAGCCCCGGCUCCGCCUCUGGAAGCGCCUGGGCUCCCUGCGCCGCUCCCUGCACAGCUUCCGCAGGGGCCGGCCACAAGCUCCUCAACGCCCCCUGCCGGACCACGAUGACAGCCUUCGCAGCUGUGACUGCACGGAAUCCACCAAGAUGUGACCAGUGUCCUCGCGCACACACACCCAGCACCCAAGUCCACUUGCAGAUACUCCUGUCACCCACGGAGCCUGGCACCACAGGCUGCAGGAGGACAGCCUCUGAAGCAGCCCAGAUCACACCCCCACCUCCCUCCCACCCAUGGUUCUGUGCCCUUUCCUAGAGAUGGCCCCCCGCGGAAGAAUGCCUUCCUCUCUGCAGACCCCCUAGCUGCUGCUUGCUCACAGAACCCUGGAUCAAGACAUGAACAGCCAUCUGAGCCCUUGGCCUGAUGCUCGACAACCUGGUGAUCCUCAGGGUCCCUUUCUGGCAACCAGGCACCAAUCACUUCCUGGAAACAGCAACUCUGCUGCUCCCUAGCAGAAGUCUUGCCUGCCCUCCUGGUGCUAAAGCCUGGCUCAGAGGAGUUGCCAAAUAGCCAAAGGCCCCCCUACCCUUGGGGCAGGGUACUGUCUUACAUCCAUGCCAACUCUGCCCAAGGCAAAUGGGAGCCCGGGCAUUCCUCUCCUUGGGUGUCCCGGGCCCUGCACGCUUUGGCCUGGUAAUCCACAGGGGCUGCCAGCACUCUCAGAUGCCUGCUGGGAAGAGAGUGAGCAGGACACGCUCAACACCGUCUGUCGAAUCACGGUCUUGGCAGCUCUCGGGAGGGACUUCAGUACACUCAGGAUCAAUCAGGAAAGGGCUGAGGGUGGCUAGGAGGCUCCUUUUGAAGACCAGGACUGGUGCCCUGUUAGAGUGGCAGGAGGCCGGGCAAUGCCAGGUGGAGGUGAUGCCACCUGGGCUCUGAGGGGGACACAUCAUACAGCUCCUGCUUCCCCCAGAGAAGGAGAUGGCCACCCCUCAAGGGAUGGUCCAGAUCUCUCUAGGACAGCCUGUGGGACCUCAGGCCUGGACCACAGUAGGUAUGCUGUCUGUGCUGUUGGUCACUCCUUCAUUGACCCGUCAAAGCAAUCUCAUCUCAGACAGCCUUCUCUUCUCCUAAGGCCAAGGGAGACUGGGCUAAGGUUGGGGUUAUCCAGUUGUUCAUAGGGAGGCAAUAAAGGUUUGAGAGCUGGAAGUGGCAAAA
Messenger RNA from Tupaia belangeri chinensis (Chinese tree shrew), 1866 nucleotides. RefSeq names its product chromosome unknown C10orf105 homolog (gene CUNH10orf105). NCBI's taxonomy places the organism in Eukaryota, Metazoa, Chordata, Mammalia, Scandentia, Tupaiidae. The transcript is spliced from 2 exons. The coding region runs from base 381 to 803 and encodes 140 amino acids. The record is from RefSeq and is a predicted model, not a curated record.